Messenger RNA from Anguilla rostrata (American eel), 9397 nucleotides. It is a transcript of the gene neurl1aa, whose product is annotated as neuralized E3 ubiquitin protein ligase 1Aa. Gene Ontology annotation, biological process: negative regulation of Notch signaling pathway. The transcript is spliced from 7 exons. The record is from RefSeq and is a predicted model, not a curated record. Lineage: Eukaryota; Metazoa; Chordata; Actinopteri; Anguilliformes; Anguillidae. Bases 3194 to 4693 code for a protein of 499 amino acids. Gene Ontology annotation, cellular component: postsynaptic density; plasma membrane. Gene Ontology annotation, molecular function: ubiquitin protein ligase activity.
AAAGCGUCCUGAAUCUGUAACUGAAUCUAUCCUUUCUCUGCCCGUUCCUGACUGCCGCUCGGACCCCAAAGGGUGUUCGGUUUUGUUCCUGCAUAAAAACAGCGCCUGUCGCUUUUUUUUCCCGGCAGUUUUUCAUUAAAAGCAGAUAACCUGCGGCUUACAGCAGGCCUGUGGGCUUCAGGUGUUCUCACCUUACAGAACGGUCUGGAGAAGGGCUGCUGGGAGAGAUCUCUGUGAGCCUGCAGGCGAGGGGGUGGUGGGGCGAGGGGGGGGGCGACGCGGGGUACGGCUUGGCUCGCUUCCCCCGCCCCAGGGCACCCCCGUUUGUAGCCUCCGGCCUGUAGCGUACCUGCGCGGGUGGUGAUAUCGCUGAGAGAAGGCGUGUCAAACGGACGCACACAACCGGUUCACCAGACAAUCCAGCAUCAACAGAAGCACUGCACUGCAUUGCAAACGCACAGGGAAAUCCCCAAAAAGAAUUUCACAUUCAGGGGUUGAUUUAAGGGAGGCAAAACCAAACCUUAGACCGAUGUCUAUGGCCCAUUGUGUGAUAUUUAGAGAUGAGCUUUUUUGUUGUUGUUUUUUUUUUUUGGGGGGGGGGUGGUCAGUCACCUCUUCCUCCCAUUUGGAAUAAUAUGUGCCCUCAUAUCUGCAAUACACUCACCAAUAAGACAGUGCUGUUUGCCACCAGUCACCACUGCACACACCAACAUAUUUCCAUUUUUAAAUAUUGUAACAGAAAUUCCACAUAGUUUUUUACAAAUAAAAUUGUAUCCAAAAAAAAAAAAAAAAACUUUUUAAAAGAUACUCUCAUCAAUACUGUCAUUUCAGUGUGCUCUCAGAUUAGCAUAUUAGCGCCAUUUUAGUUGCUUGGUUACAGUACUGUUCAUUUCACACCUGCCUGUGACUUUGUGUUUAGCGUACCCAUACGCACUACGCUGCCACGUCGUUUCAUAAAUAUCAUGUUUAUGGGGGCCAUCCCGUGGCAUGUCCCGUGGAGGCAUUGGCCCUCUCUGCAGUCGGGAACUAAAUCCUGAAUUUACCAGUGCUGACUGAAACUCGGGAGUGGAAGCUGGCAUUGGCCUGUGCAAAAGGGAACCUUGUCUGUUAAAACUGGGUGUGUGCAGCCUGCUAGCAGCACCAGCUAUGAACAUUGCGUACGACUCACGCACAGUAACGGCAAAGAGCUCACCUGUUCAACCGACGCGAGAGGAGAAGAGGCCAGGUGCUGGGCGGACACGCCCCGCAGGACACACAAAGCUCGUCUUCGUCUCGUCUGGAAUUGACACAGAUCGCAAAUAAGACCGCGCAUUUUAAAGAAUGCCCGGCAGUUAGUCAGUUUGUCGGCUUAUUCAAUACGUUUUUGUUUGUUUUUUAAAAAAAAGAAAAAAAAGCACCACAUUUAUUAUUAAACCUUAGUGACAUUAAACUCACACAGUGUAAACACGCUAUACAAUUCCAAAUAAAAUUGUUGUUUAAUUUGAAAUGCAACUUUUUGUUAAAAUGCUGAAGCUGGUCGGAGACACAAGCUGAACAAUGAACUCUGUGAAAGGAUUCAACCUAGAAGGCAGUAAAAAAAGAAACAAUCACUAAUUACACUAAAAAUGUGCGGUGCUAUUGCAACUCUAACAUCGUCCAUAUGAGUCGAAUUGGGACCAUAUGCACUCUAUAAGCGUGGAUUUAACACCGAGCAUUGCGUAUCAAAGGUGUGGAAAGGCUGCCAGAUCAUCUUGGAAAGACGAUGACAAGCAAAGUCGGGGCCUUUGGCUCCUGAGAGUCCCUGCUGUUGUCUGCCAGACGCACAGAUGGAGAGUUCGGAACACGAAGUAGGGGAGCGGGGUGUGCCAAAGUGCAUAGGCUAAGGAAUGCGGCCGCCAGCUUCAAGUGGUGCUAAAUCUAACCGUUGACUAGUUCCACCAAAUAACACUGAAGGCCUGCCUCGGUUGGGUUUGGCUCUGUAACGAUUUGGAAUGGCCCUCGUGUUUCUCAAGUAGCUUACAUUACGUUUAGCUGAAACUCUUCCAUGAAGAGUGCGAAGGUAAAUUCAGAUCUAGGCUAGCAAUUGGCAUACACCAUGACACCGAAAUAAAUAUAGGUUCACGCUGUAUAUUGGCUUAUGCAUAUUCAAGAAACUGUAUUGCGUUGCCUUUAAUUGGAUUUUCUAGUGUCCAUCAUAAGCAACACAGAAAUCACAAAUUGCUGAACAACAGGCUUAUUGUUUACAGUGCCCUUUACAUAAAUAUAAGUCUGUUUAUUAUACAAACAUUCAUGCUGUCAUGUUUUGUUUUUGCUUUCAGAGUAGGCUAAAAUAAGUAAGUUAUUAAUAAAGAGCCUAAAUACUCGGACAAGAGAAAUAAAUGAUCAAUUUACUGUAACAACUAUUAAACAGUUUAUAUACAAAUCAGUUAAAGGCCUACUAUCAAUUGCUAAAGUAAAAUCACAUCAAUCCAGGCCUAAUGUUUGUGUCCAUGUGGUUACUACGUCCAUGCACGCAGGCACACUGGUGACGGCGUCAAAGCAAGGCAUGCAGGUCCUCAUUUGUUAGCAUAACAAACCAACUGAAUAUCGUAAAACGAACGGAAAUACACUAGGACAAGCUGGUCUUGUGCGAAUAAGCCACAUACGUGGUAGUAGUGUUGAAACUGAACUGGUCUCCACUUGAAACUGUUGUAUUAUUAUUUUACCGUUGGGCAGUGCGCGCAGGAGCGGCAUCGCUCGCGUUACUAGGAGGCUUGCUUUGACUCCACCUAGUUUUAUGUUAAUUCAAAUGUGCUCUUGAGGCUUGUGCCUGAAAGCGUACAGUGAAUGGGGGAGUGAACGACUCCUGCUCGGCUCUGUGGGACACUGUUUAUAUCUCCGCGGUCAGGAAGACAGGGACCCGUGGAUGUACGAAAUGUUGUCGGUGUGGAACUGUGCUUCGUAAGGAAGUCGUUUACCAAAAAAAAAAAACAGCACUGAAGAAGAAGUCGCUUUCAAUCGAGCCAUGGGAGGCCAAAUAACCCGAAAUAGCUUGUACGGAUAUGACGUGAGUGCCUCGCCCAGGAUGUGAACAGAUUCCCUGGGGGGCCCGUUCCCCGCCACCUCUCACCGGUGUCACCACAAGCCCAAGCGAUGCCUGCCCGUCCAGCAGUGCGCGGGGUUCCCCUCCAGCCCCCUCCUGUUUCACCCCAACGCCAAGGGGUCCCAGAUCGUCAUGGACCUGUCCCAGAAGUCCGUCAAGCGGCAGUCCAGCUUCUGCAACGCCAUCACCUUCAGCAACCGGCCCGUCGCGCUGUACGAGCAAGUCAGGCUCAAGAUCACCAAGAAGCAGUGCUGCUGGAGUGGAGCCCUCCGUCUGGGCUUCACGGCCAAGGACCCGUCCCGCAUCACCCCUGACAGCCUCCCCAAAUACGCCUGCCCCGACCUGGUGUCCCAGGCCGGCUUCUGGGCCAAGGCCCUGCCCGAGGAGUUCGCCAACGAGGGCAACGUCAUCGCCUUCUGGGUGGACAAGAAGGGGCGGGUCUUCUACCGCAUCAACGACUCCAGCCCCAUGCUGUUCUUCAGCGGCGUCCGCACCAUCGAGCCCCUGUGGGCCCUCAUCGACGUGUACGGCCUGACCCGGGCCGUCCAGCUCCUCGACAGCGAGAUCGUGCCGCUGGACUGCCUGCGCCCGCGCUCCUUCACCACCGUGAGGCGCUCUUCCCUGCGCCGGGAGGCGGACGAGUCGCGCCUGUCCGUCAGCCUGUGCGACCUGAACCUGCAGGAGGAGCAGCUGCACCUGGCGUCGGCCGCCUGCCCCGUGCCGCAGAACUCGCUCAACUCGCAGCAGUGCCACCUGCUGGCCGCGCAGCUGGACUGCGACCUGCGCUUCCACCAGCUGCGCGGCGCCCACGUGCAGACGCUGGACGAGCACACGGUGUCGCGGGCGGAGCACGGGGCGUCGCGCGAGGAGCGCACGUUGGUCUUCACCGAGCGGCCGCUCCACGCCGGCGAGACCGUCUUCGUCAAGGUGAGCAAGUCCAGCCCCGCCCGCCUGGGCUCGCUGUCGUACGGCGUGACCUCCUGCGACCCCGGCGUCCUGCGGCCCAGCGACCUGCCCUACAGCCCCGAGUCGCUGGUGGACCGCAAGGAAUUCUGGGCCGUGUGCCGCGUGCCCGCCCCCUUGCAGAGCGGCGACAUCCUGGGCUUCCUGGUCACGCAGGAAGGGGAAGUGGUGCUCAGCCACAACGGCGUCAGCGCGGGGAUGCAGGUCUGCGUGGACAACUCCCGCCCCCUCUGGAUGUUCUUCGGCCUGCACGGCGCCAUCACGCAGCUGAGGAUUCUGGGUUCGACUCAGCAGGCCGACGCCCGUGGCCCGUCGGUCCCCUGCUCGCCCUCCUCCAGCCCCAACACGCCCCCCGGGCUGUGCAGCGGCAGCUCAGAGCCCGCCCUCAACGGCACCUGCGGGGGGGCCUUCUGCAGCUCGACCGGAGGCACAACUCCCAGUUCCCCCAUCAGCCUCCCCAAGUCCCCCACCUUCCCGUCAGGCUCUGGGGCCUGGAGCGACGAAUGCUCCAUUUGCUACGAGAACAUGGUGGACACGGUGAUCUACGCUUGCGGGCACAUGUGCCUGUGCUACACCUGCGGCCUCAAGCUGAAGAAAAUGUCCAACGCCUGCUGCCCCAUAUGCAGGAGAGCCAUCAAAGACAUCAUAAAGACCUACCGCAGCACGUAGGGGCGGCCCGGGGGACGUCCCUCGAGCAGGAUGGCGGACGUUAGCGAAGCCGACGCGAGGCUGCGGCGUUCAGGGUACAUUAACUCUGUUCACCGCCAAACACUUCUCCCAUCGCAGGUGGUCGUUAUUUCCGGUUCUUGUGCAGCCGAAAACACGCGAGAGGUCCGUUUAAAUUUCACAGGGGCUGCUGUGAUGCACUUUGUUACGCCGCAGAGGAUGUCGGAGUCCAUUAAAACUGUCCUCAGGUGACAUCAUCUUCAGGGACCUGAGAAGAUUCAGGAUAUUUAAAAAUAAAAAAACCGCAAACAGGUCCAACGGUGCUGGAGAUUAACGUCAUAUCCCCGUCUGGGUCACAUGAUUACAGAGAGCGUCUCUUCGCGUGUGAACACACGCGGGCUUUUAAUGUGUUUUUAUUUCUACUGAAAUUUCUUAAGCCAGCACAAUCCUCCUCUUGUCCAUUUAAUAUAGGGCGAUGGUCAGCCCUUUGGACCAUGAGAAGUCCAAAUCCGGCUUUAUCAAACAGUUUGGGAAUAAGCCUCGGCAUGUCAUAACAUUUGUCUGUGUGGUCCUGAGGUAAGUCCAACGGAAAAAAAUAGCCCCAGAAGCCGCUACAGGAAACGGUACUAACCGCAGUUUCUUUCAGUUGUGUUCAGCUCCAUACAGUGAAUAUCUGUACUGUUUUGCAGUCACGUCGUUUUGUGGGUAAAAAGAUUGGCCUAAGGUAGAAGACUGGCAGCUUUGUUUAGAAAGGGACAAGUGUCUGAAGUCCGUAUCAAAAUAGAGAAAAAAGUAACAGCUGCAACAUGUCCUGCUCUCUGCUGGUAAAUGUUUUACCGUUUGCCUACCAUUCAUCCAUGCUUGCAAAUGAUUAUACGGUAUAGCACUGUACAGUCCUGUAAUGUGUUCUUGUAUUAGAGACAGGGUGCCCUCCACGACAGAAUGUGGUUGUGACGUAGCCGCGCUAACGUGGAAACGUACACACUUUUAAAUCGCAGGGGUUUCAGGUGCAGCAGGUGUUUCUCAGCCCUGGUAACACGACUGGAUUGAACGGUGCGGUUUUAGUGCAGCAUACACUUCGUGUCAGCAGCCGAAAACAAGGACAAGGCCUCCCCCUGGUGACCCAGUACACUGUGAACCCCGGAUAACGAGCCAACCAUUUAGGAUUUUGCGGGAAUCCGUUCGACAUGGCGAUUUGAGCGAUGUACAUAAUAAUCCGAAUGUAUCGUCCGUCACAGGCAGUUACAGCGGAAUAGCCUCCGCUCGCCUUAACAUGUGAGAGGCUAUUGUGUUACAACAUCCGGUUGUUUUGUGAGUAUUUUGUCAUAUUCUGCCGCGAGCAAACACCAUGUAUGCUCCGGUGUUGUAUAACCACUGCACACCACUUACGGCUGGGGUGGCGUAAUAAACGAAAUGGUCCAGUGACAGCCAAAAGCAGGGGUUAAUAACGAUAAAUAAACGACAAUAACGUCAAAAGGUAACCGUUGAUGGGGAGGAACAUAUUUAUAGACCGGUUGGAUUAUAAAACAACUCCAAAAUAUCCUCCUUAGUAACCAUGUAACUUACAGCUAGACAUUUUAAUUUAUAUUCCUUUCCCUGUCCUGUGAUUGGUGAUCGAUAUAUGCCAUUUGAUAAGGAUAAUCAAUAGGUACUGUACCUACUGUUUUUUUUUUUUUUUUACUUUAUUUCAUUUCAAAUAAUGACGAAAGCAGAUCGUCUCUCUCUCUUAAGAAGAGUAGCCUACAUUAAAAAGCAGCAGUGCUCACAGUCUACAUUGGAGGAUUCCGUGCAUCGCGGAUUUGUAUCGUGUUUGUAUGGGUGCCAUCGGCAGAACAUAACACACUAACAGUGAUGACUGGACAGCGAGCGUUUCAAAGCUGGCGUCUUUCUUGCGUCGGCAAUCUUGUGCUGAGAUUCAACGAGGAUGACACUUUUCGUGGUGUUAAACUAGCGUGUAGUUCAGGCCUUCUGGUGAAUCCAUUCAUUAAUGACAGUACUAGUUUACAUUUGUGUGCAUUACUCUUUGGUUUUAAUGUAUGGGUGUUUGGUUUGAGGGCUCUUUUCUCCAGUAAUUUGAAUUCGUUGGGCUUGAUUUUGCUGUUGAGCCCACUGAAUGUGUCUGCUAGAGGGUAUGGGGUAUGGGGAAUGGCUCUGACAUCCAAGAAUUCACAAAUAUCCCCUGUGGUUUAUAUCUGUGUGCAGUUGUGAGAGGUAAAACAAAAAAAAGCCAGGAUCACACUUUUGGGGGGAAACAAAAAAAAGAGAUGGAGUGGACAGAAUAAAUAAUAAUUGAUAUGCCACAAAGGUCAGGUUGAACCUAAUAACAUCAGCCAUGUGUGUAUCGUGACUUUGGGUUGACCCCUUUCGGUCAACAAGGAUUUUCAGGUCAACUUUGGACGGCUUUCUUCUCUAAAACUGGCCUAUCCAGACUUCAGGUUUUCCCGCGAUGCCUAUGAGAUUUUAUAAUAAGCUUUCUGAGUGUGAGAAACAUUUGAUGCUGUGGCUCCAAAAACAGGCUGGUAUUUAAAAUGAAUAAAUCAGUAAAAAUUAAUCUUUAGUCUGUAAAAAAUGAAAGAAAACAGCCAGUGUGCCACAACACUGCAGUGGAGAACACAUACCCAAGGAAAUUAUUUGAAAAGAUCUUUUUUUUUCUUUUCUUUUUUUUUUUUUAAGGAAUAAUGUGAUGUAACAUACAUUUAAAUAUUUGAAUCUUGAAUAUAUGCUGCUAAAGUGUUUGCUGUGACUCUAUUUGGCAAAUGCUAAAAUCAACAGUACAUUUUCAAUGCAUAUAUUGUACGGUAAUAAGAUAUAGGCUAUUGCUUGACGUGUUUGUGUAAGUGGUUAAUUUACUUUAGAAAAGCGACUCUUUGGUUACAGCAGCAAUACCUGAAAGAUGUGUUUUGUCUUUUUUUAUUUUCCAUUGUUUGGGGAAGCUUAUUUAGACCAUAAGUGAGUAUGUAUUGUCUGAAUUAUAGAUUCCAAUAAUCAUCUCUUUUAAAAAAUUUUUUUUUUUUUUUUACAAAAACUCAACAGGAUGUUUAUAGGAAAACAUAGUGCCUUCUGGCAAUAAUUCACAAUCUUACUAAACGCUGUACUGUAACAGCAAGGUGAAAUUAUGUAGAGUUAAUGUCAAACAUUUACAUGUAAAUAGUUUUGCUGUUGUAAUUCAUUCCAGGUGCACUCCAGCUUGUAAUCAGUGGAGAAAGACACAGGCACGGUGGUUGGGUGUCACACCUUUCUCAGUACAGGUACCCCUAAAACAGAGUUUUCAUUAAUCUCUAGGUUCAGCCCAUUUCAGUAAGCCUUUCCUAUUUACAUGGCUUUCUCUAGCAACAUUGCAAUACGUGUGCUUACUGUCACUUUAAAUCGUAAACAGAUAUCCUAAUUGAUAAAUCAUUAAUGCAGUCCUUUGCUUUGAUCAUAUCCCAGGAACUGCUGAUACUCUUUUUGACCAAAUUUGUCAAUAAUGAAAAAAAAUGAAUUUAAUUUUAUUUUCUGAACUUGAUGAAAAAUAUUCACUAUUUACUGUAAAAUAGGUUUGUUUAUUUAUUUUGCCAUUGAUUUAUUAUAUAUUUGUCACUUACGUGUCAGAGCUAUGUGUGUAUGAAUGUAUGUAUGUAUGUAUGUACAGAAUUUACAGUUGUUCAGUUAAAUAUAUGAAAGAUCUACCAUUUGUGGACAAACAUCACCCCAUAAGUGAACAGCAUACCAGUGCAGAAGCUGACUGCAGGUCAUUUAACACUGAUUGGCGAGUAAAGAUCUGAAGUAAAGAAGGGCCCCACCUUUGCCUGGAACAAUCUGAAGUUUCAAAAAUAUGAAAUCUUGGCAGGAAGUACUGGACGUGCGUCAGCCUUCGCACAUUCGGGUAUCUCGCUUGCACAGAGCGUCUUUGAUUUUUAACACAGAGUGCACUUACACAGCAGAGUGCUUAUCUUGGUCAAGAGUGUGACGGCAGUAUCCCCGCAUGGGAACUGCAGGUCUCAGCGAGCAGCCCAAUCUAGCAGCCAUAGUACACUGCCAAGCCACGUCUACAGUUCCGUCUUCUGCACGUCCGAUCUACCACUUUUCCCACGGUUUAAUCGUUUUAUGCAGAGAUGAGGCUUGGGUGGCCUUCUUAGCCAGGACAUGGAUUUCCCUGAAUAAACCCUGAACUAAGGAGCCGACGGCUCGAUUGUGUCGUAGACGCCAAGUUUCAGCUGCAGCUUCUCUGUAUGGUUCUGUUGCUGUUUGUCACGUUUUCCCGAGACGUACAAAUAAUUUUAUUUUUCUGUUUUUGAUAUUGAUUUUUUUUCCCCUCCUUAAAUUUCGGAUUAAUCUUUUUAAGUUAAAUUUUAUCAACCAAUUUUUACCAAAAUGUUGAUUAGUUAACCCCUUAACAGUGGGGAAAACUCCCCAGAAGCUUGACAAUCUCCAUGCCCCCCCCCCCCCAAAAAAAAAAAAUCCAUCCUGUAUUGUCCAUGCUCAUAGCGCUGAGUCCCCAUCAGUGAAUGCUGGGACCAAAUCACAGGACCAGGUUCUGUCUCCCACACCAAAAAAAUCUGGUUCAUUUUCUACCCCUAAUUUCAUUUUCAUUGUGACUGAUAUUGAAAUGCCACUCAGUCUUUUUUGUAUUCCUGUAGUACUAGCUUAAGUGGUCUGUCUGUAAAUUCUGUUCUCUGCGUGAGUCAGAUGGCUGUGGCUGUCAAUAAAAUUUCCAGAUGUGUUUCA